This is a messenger RNA of Megalobrama amblycephala (Wuchang bream), 3270 nucleotides long. RefSeq names its product cingulin-like protein 1. Lineage: Eukaryota; Metazoa; Chordata; Actinopteri; Cypriniformes; Xenocyprididae. The coding region runs from base 160 to 3129 and encodes 989 amino acids. Gene Ontology annotation, cellular component: myosin complex. The transcript is spliced from 19 exons. The record is from RefSeq and is a predicted model, not a curated record.
GGGGCGGGGAGCGGUCUGUCGUGACUCUGGUCCAAUCAGAGCCCGGGGGCGUGGCCACAGACUCGCUGAGUUUCAGUGCUGAAGUGUGUGUGUGUGUGUGUGUGUGUGUGGAUCUGAAGACGAGCGAUUCUGAGGUCAGUCAGCACUGAGAGCUCAUUGAUGGUGAUGGAGUCAUUCAGACGCUCUCAGCUCGACCCGGUUCAGGCCGAUGAUUCGGGCCCGUUCGGGGUGAAGGUGCAGGUGCAGGGCAUCGCCGGCCGGCCGUAUGUGGUCCUGAACGCUCAGGGGACACGCAUGCCACGCUCUCCGGACUAUCCUGACGUGUUCCUGAUGGAGCAGCAGCGGCUGGAGUUUGUGUCCAGCAUGAGCGGCGGCGCUUCCAGUGCUCAAACUCCUCCACCGGAUCAUUAUAGAUCCCUGAGGACCUUCAGGAACCCGUCGGCAGCUCAGCUGCUGAACUACCAGAAGAACCCUGAGAUCCUCCGACCGUACGAUCCCAGGAGCGGGACGGUCUCCGGACGCGGCUGGUUCAGCAGCCCUUCCUCGCCCGUGAUGGUGAAGAGAGCCAGGAUCCCGCUGCCGGGAGCGGGAUUCGCGGGCCCGUCGGUGGAGAGCGUCCCCUGCCAGCCGUCUCACAUCAUCUGCAGGCUGUCUGUCCCGGCCUCAGGUUUAGAGGUGGAGACGAACCACACCGGAUCCCCUCGGACCGGACGAGUCGCUCACCGCAGCAGAAUCACUCCUGAGGAAAAGAGGCGCUCCAGAAGCCUGGAGUCCAGAUCCACCGGCUCUGAUCCGGAGACUCCCGCUGUCAGAACAGGAGGCCCGGAUGUGAAGGCUGAGGUCACAGGGGUCGACUCAACAUCUGCAGGGGUGAGGUCAGAGGUCAAAGAAGAGACAGAGAGAACAGCUCAGGCCACUCCUGAUCUCCUGAAAGGACAGCGAGAGCUUCCGGAUCAGCCCGAUGAGGAAACCGCUAAGCUGGUGAUGGUUAACUUCCUCAAAGAUGGGUCCAGUGAGGGUGAAGCUGUUAUCAGGCGGCGGGUGGAGCUGAUGUUUGACCAGAUCAACACGCUGAAGUUCAGAGCGCUGGAGGAGUUUGAGUUUGCAGAUCCUCUGGAGGAGGUGAAGGAUCUCAGAGACAGAAGGGCGGCGCUAGAGAGCCACGUCUGUCACUUACAGCAGCAGCUGCAGGAAACACUGCAGAACCGCCAGAGUUUGCUUGAGGAGAAGGAGGAGAGAAACGCGGAGCUGGAGAGACUCCAGGAGGCGCUAGAGAGGAGCGAACAGGAGCAGGUGACGCUGAGACACAAGCUGACCGACAUGGAGAAAGAGCUGCAGACGUCACUCGACCAACUCCUGCAGGCCAGAAGGGCUCGUGAUCAGUGUCGCUCUGACAUGAGGGAUCUCCAGCAGCAGCUGUCUGACAUCCACGACGAGCUGGACAGCGCCAAGAGCUGCGAGGCCGGCGCGAGAGACGGGCUGCUGCAGGAUCUGUGUGUGCUGCGGGGCGAGUUCGAGGCGCUGCAGCGGGUGCAGGAGGAGCAGGAGGAGGCGUUGCGCCGCAGGGAGAGGGAGCUGACGGCCCUGCGAGGAGCGCUGGAGGACGAGAUCUCUGCUCACGCCACAGACCUGCAGACGCUGCAGGAGGAGCAGCAGCAGGAGAUUCACCGGCUGCUGGAGGCCACGGACCAGGCCAAAGAGAGUGUGGCGCUGCUGGGACGGAAGGUUCUGGAGGUGGCGGAGGAGAAAGAAGCCAGUCAGACGCUGAUCUCAGACCUGACGCAGACGAAAGCAGAGCUCGUGCAGAAGACCAGCGCUCUGGAGGAGCAGAUCUCCUCUCUCAACCUCCUCAUCCAGCAGAAGGAGACGCAGGAGACGCAGCUCAGAGAACACGUGGAGCAGCUGAUGGUGGAGAAACAGAAUCUGGAGGAGGAGCUGCAGGAGGUCAGACAGCAGGAGGAGCACAUGUGUGGAGCCAACCGAGCGCUGACCAGACACCUGGAGGACACGCAGAGCGAGCUGAGCCGGCUGAAUCGAGCUCACCGCGAGCUGAAGGAGCGGUUCCAGGAGGAGAGCCGGCAGAUGGAGGAGCUGCGGAGGAGACGCAGUGAGUUAGAGGAGGAGAGGAGGAGCCAGGAGCGAGUGUUUGAGCGGCUGCAGGAGGAGAUGAGCGCGGCGGUCGUGAACUCAGAGCAGGAGACGCAGCGGCUGCAGGAGGAGGUGGACGCGCUCAGAGAUCAGAGCCACAGAGAACUGGACACGCUACACACACAGCUGCACAACACACACACACAACUACACACACACACACACGCCGCACAGGAGCACCAGAGAGAGCGGUGUGUGCUGGAGGAGAAACUCUCUCGCUGUGAGUUUGAUCUGAACGAGGCGGAGCUGAAAUCUCAACAGCUGCAGAAGAGAAUUAAAGAGCUGGAGGAGAAUCGACACACACACGACGACAGACACUACAAACUCAUGGAGGUGCGAGUGUGUGAGCUGGAGAGGAGUGUGAUGGAGGAGCGCAGCGGCUCAGACGCGCUCAUGAAGAGGCUGGAGAGAGGACGAGAGCAGAUGGAGCAGGUGAGAGCAGAACUGCUGCAGGAACGAGCCGCUCGACACGACCUGGAAUGUGACCGAAUCCGUCUGGAGCGUCAGAAUAAGGAUCUGCGGAGCCGUGUGUCGCAGCUGGAGGGAUCUCAGCGCUCCGGGACGGACGCCGCCAUCUCCAAACUCCAGCUCCAGGUUCACGAGCUGGAGGAGAGGCUGCUGGGAGAGGAGAAGGAGAACGGAGAGCUGCAGCAGCUGAACCGCCGGCUGGAGCGCCGCAUGAAGGAGCUGACGCUGCACCUGGAGGAGGAGCGGCUGUCGCUGCAGGACCAGAGAGAUCAGCUGGCACUGCGUCUGAAAACACUGAAGCGUCAGCUGGACGAGGCCGAGGAGGAGAUGGAGAGGCUGGAGAACAGCAAGAAGAAGCUGCAGAGAGACCUGGAGGAGCAGCAGGAGCUGAACGAGCAGCUGCACACCGAGAUCUGCGGCCUCAGGCGCAACAACAGACCCAAUAAACUGCAGCCUACAGCUGAUGAUGAAGAUGAUGAAGAUGAGACUGACGCAGCACUAGACACACAAUAACCUCUGAACAUGUGACUCGUUUCAGCUACAGUAAGCCAGCUGUCACUCAGAGCAGGUUAAUUCAUGAGUUCACAUGUGUGUUUGAUCAGAAAUACUGUAAGAUAAUUAUGGUUCAUAUUUUAAUAAAGCGAUAUCACACUA